Messenger RNA from Lolium rigidum, 1103 nucleotides. Its product is annotated as putative anthocyanidin reductase. The transcript has 4 exons. The record is from RefSeq and is a predicted model, not a curated record. Gene Ontology annotation, molecular function: oxidoreductase activity, acting on the CH-OH group of donors, NAD or NADP as acceptor. Lineage: Eukaryota; Viridiplantae; Streptophyta; Magnoliopsida; Poales; Poaceae. The coding region runs from base 23 to 1033 and encodes 336 amino acids.
GUCCGACAACAAGGGAGGAGAGAUGAUGAGCAGGGUGUGCGUCACCGGAGCCGCCGGCUACAUCGCGGCCUGGCUCGUGAAGAAGCUCCUGGAGCGAGGCUUCAUCGUCCACGCCACCCUGAGAAACCUCCGUGAUGAGAAGAAGACGGCGCUCCUGAAGGCGCUCCCUGGCGCGGCGGAGCGGCUGACGCUGUUCCAGGCGGACGUCUACGACGCCGCAACCUUCGAGCCGGCCAUCCAGGGCUGCGAGUUCGUCUUCCUCGUCGCCACCCCGCUUCUGCACGACGCCACCAGCACCAAGUACAAGAACAUCACCGAGGCUAUCGUGGACGCCCAUCGCAUGAUCCUGCAACAGUGCGAGCGGUCCAAGACGGUGCGGCGCGUCAUCCACACGGCCUCCUGCCUGGCUGCAUCGCCGCUCAAGGAGGAUGGUGAUGGGUACAAGGACUUCGUCAACGAGUCAUGUUGGUCUCCACUCAACGUUACCUAUGGCUACAGCAACUUCCACCUCGACGGGUACGUGACAUCCAAGAGCCUAUCAGAGAAGGAGCUGCUGAGGUACAACGAGAAGGGGGAGGACAGGGCGUUCGAGGUGGUCACACUGGCGUGCGGGCUCGUUGGCGGUGACACCAUCCAGCCCAUCCUGUGGAGCAGCAUCCCGUUGGUGGUGUCUCCACUCACUGGCAACGAGGCCUACCACAACUCUCUCAAGUUCAUGCAGGCGGUCAUGGGCUCCGUGCCGCUGGUGGACAUCGAGGAUGUAUGCGAUGCACACCUCUUCUGCAUGGAGCAACCGGCCAUGGCCGGCAGGUUCUUGUGCAUCGCUGGAUACCCCACCAUGCAGGAUUACGUUGCCCGCUUUGCUACCAACCACCCCGAGCACAAGAUACUCCUCAAGAAGGUGGUAGGAGAUGGAGUAAGGGUGCAGGGCAACACCAACAAGCUUGGGAAACUAGGGUUCAGGUACAGAUAUGGGGUGGAGGAGACGCUGGACCGCAGCGUGGAAUGCGCCAAGAGAUUGGGAGAGCUCUAAACUACUACGCCACCACAUACCUCAACUCUGCUAUUGUAAAGGACGGACCCGGGCCGACGUGCCACCAAUA